Messenger RNA from Colletotrichum lupini, 1392 nucleotides. RefSeq lists its product as uncharacterized. Lineage: Eukaryota; Fungi; Ascomycota; Sordariomycetes; Glomerellales; Glomerellaceae. The transcript has 15 exons. The coding region runs from base 1 to 1392 and encodes 463 amino acids. The record is from RefSeq and is a predicted model, not a curated record.
AUGACCUCGGCCGGAAAGACGCUGGUCCAGUUUCUACCACGUUUGGUGGCAAAGCAAAAGUUCGCCGUCAUUGAUGAUUUACUUGAGUAUCAACAGACCAGAUUCUUGCACACUAGCUGUAGCCAUGACGGGGCUCCGAAAGGAACAGUUGAACCAUCAUCACGGAUGAUUGACAACAUCAACAGCUUCCAUCUCUGGCUUUUUGAGGCGAUAGAAAUCAAGCCGGCUACCACUGCCUUUGCGAAUUUGACGUAUUUCACUAUAUGGCACCCAUAUUCAAGAUGGGAUCCAAAACAGGUGCUUCUGAGCUUUACCAUGUCGGUCGUUCAAGCACGAUUCUCCAGAGCGUUGUCUUCUCAACGCAAGCACCAUAAGUCGACUCCUCUUCUAAUUGAGGAUGGCAAUUCAUGCACCAAGUAUGAUCAUUCGUCUGUCAGGCUCCGCGUUCGACGUACUUCGGAGGGUCCCGGCGUUGAACAUCGUAUGCCUCCCUUAGAGACAUUGCAGAACAUGGUCUGCGAAUUCUCGCACACACCCAGCCCGCAAAGAAACCUGUUCUAUCUUCCUGAUCCAAGUGAGCCCAUAGCGAACAAUCACUGCAGCGCUUCAAUGCGAUUCAGCUUGGAUAAUCUGGACACAUGGGCUCUCGCUGGAGAGUCUUCAUCACGCUGCUACGUACCAGCUAUAUUCAGCAAUUCAAUACCACCGCCACCGACUCGGCACUCAAUCAUCUGCUAUCAAUUCCGCCUCUCUGUGUCACAACCACCUAAAACGGGCAGAGCAUACAUUCGCUUGGGACAAGAAGACGUUGGUCAAUCUUACCUACCAGCUGUCCCAACCAACCAGGGAGAAUCUCCGCAAAAGGUAGCGCACGUCUUUACUGUUCAGGCAUUGCCUUUGCUGCUUUGCCUUUUGCCCUUGGGCCUUGAGCUUACCCGAUCAUUAUUGCAGAGAAGUCAACAGGCCAUCGACGAAGCAAGAACCCCCGAGAUCUCUUCGGGAGAGACUAGACACAUUUUCUACUCUUCAACACGGACAAUAAUCCCUAGCAACAUCAACAAGAACCACAUUAGUCUCCGAGCCAAAUUGAUUCUACCACCAGAAGACAUCGCCGAAUUCAUUUUCCAAAAAUGUGCACCUACCAGUACAGUCAAUAUUGGUGCAGAAAUGAGAAAUGCGAGAACGAGAGUGGAAGUCAUCGGCAUCUACAUACGAAAGUCGAAUGCGCGGCUAGCAAAGCAGCAAUUAGGGGCUGGUCGCUUUCGGCAGGCAUAUGAAUCUAUACAGCAGGGCAAUGAAGAUGAAUAUGGUCGAGAACGAUGGGCAAGGAAGUUCAUAGGCAGCCCAGCGACGGAUGCCAAUGUUAAGCAACGGGUAGCUCUUCGUGACUGA